AUGGACGGCAAGCAUGGGUGGUACAGCGGCAGGUGCCGGCCGCCGGCGAUCAACGACGUGCAGGAACUCAAGGACAGCUUUGGAGGCAAGGAGGCCACGGCGCCGUGGUCCGACCUGUGGACCGGCGGCCUCGUCUGCGCCUUCGAGUUCGUUCGCCGUCGCGGCCACGGCUUCGUCAGCCCGCACGACCUCUCCCGCAGCAACUCCUCGAAAUCCAAGGACCUUCCGGUCAUCACGGAUUCCGGUUCUUCCACCGACGGCGACGAGCCGAGGCCAGCGUGCAGGCACGGGAGGGCGGCGCCGGCCGAGAGCUACUGGUCUCCCAUCGGCUGGGCGAGGAUCACGAAGCUGGUGGCGAUGGUCGACGGGGACGACACGGCGUGGCACGACGAGCAGGGGAUCAGCAGCCUCACGGACGCCGAUGCCGACGGCCAGCACUGCUGCGGCGAUAGCGACAUCACCGUCGCCGACGUCGCCGUGCCGUACUGGCAGCGACCGACGAGUCCGACCUGGUGGUGCCACGUCGCAGCGGGGCACCCGGCCGUGGACGCGUGGCUGGCUACCAGCGCGCGGUGGCUGCACCCGGCAAUCUGCGUUGCUCUCAGGAAUGAGACCAUGAUCAUCAGUGAGAAGAUGAAGCAUCUGCUCUAUGAGGUCCCUGUUAGAGUUUCAGGAGGCUUGCUUUUCGAGCUAUUAGGUCAAUCCGUAGGCGAUCCGACUCGUGAUGAAGACGACAUUCCUGUUGUGAUCCGUGCUUGGCGAGCUCAAAAUUUCCUGAUAACAGCUCUCCAUGUGAAGGCUCAGCACCAAACACUAUGGUGCAAAUACGUAUUUGGUGCAGCUGAUGAAAUUGAACUUAAAUUUGUAAACAGGCGAAACGAAGAAGACCUGAACCUGCUAUGUAUAAUCUUCAACCAAGACAUUAGAAGGUUGGCCACCCAGAGGAGAUUUGAACUCCUAAAGUAUCUAGGGGGAAGCACCACACAAUCCUUGCUUGAGGAUAUAAAGAAAGACGCAAGGAAAAUGAUCGAAGAGCAAGAGGCUGUCCGCGGUCGGCUGUUCACCAUUCAGGAUGUGAUGCAGAGCACUGUCCGUGCUUGGUUGCAGGACAAAAGCCUUCGCAUUACACAUAACCUGACAAUAUUCGGUGGGUGCGGCCUCAUUCUGUCCAUCAUCACAGGACUGUUUGGUAUCAAUGUCGACGGGAUACCUGGAGCCAAGAACACUCAAUAUGCUUUUGCAUUGUUCUCUGGUCUUCUGUUCUUAGUAGGUCUCCUGUUGAUCGUCGCCGGGAAUAUCUAUUUUGGGCUGAAAAAUCCGAUCAGCGAUCAGCAGGUUCAGGUGAGAAAAUUGGAGCUCCAGCAGCUAGUCUCAAUGUUCCAGCACGACGCCGAGACACAUGCCAAGGUUAGGGAAGGGGUCUUAAUAAGGAACGACUUGCCUCCGAGAGCCGCUGAUCUCAUAUAUGACCAAGGUGAUUACUAUUUCAAUGAUUCACCAAUGGAAGUUAGAAUUCAUUGUUCAUGA
Messenger RNA from Miscanthus lutarioriparius, 1527 nucleotides. The record is from the annotation of a GenBank genome assembly. NCBI's taxonomy places the organism in Eukaryota, Viridiplantae, Streptophyta, Magnoliopsida, Poales, Poaceae.